Synchiropus splendidus (mandarinfish) is the source of this 1646-nucleotide messenger RNA. It is a transcript of the gene hadh, whose product is annotated as hydroxyacyl-CoA dehydrogenase. The record is from RefSeq and is a predicted model, not a curated record. Gene Ontology annotation, molecular function: NAD+ binding; (3S)-3-hydroxyacyl-CoA dehydrogenase (NAD+) activity. The transcript is spliced from 8 exons. Gene Ontology annotation, biological process: fatty acid beta-oxidation. The coding region runs from base 129 to 1058 and encodes 309 amino acids. NCBI's taxonomy places the organism in Eukaryota, Metazoa, Chordata, Actinopteri, Syngnathiformes, Callionymidae. Gene Ontology annotation, cellular component: mitochondrion.
UCGCUUCUAACCUUGAAGCGUUUUCCAAUUGGUUGAACGGUGACGUUGCGUGACGUCAUCAGUCGGCGUCCUUUGCCCCGUCCGUCCGCUGCCGCUUCAGCUGUCAGUCGCUGCAGCCUUGCACCGCCAUGUCCUUCUUCUCUCGGCAAAUCUGCCGGAGCUUCUGCUCGUCCGCCGUCAGGAAUGUUGUCAUUAAAAACCUGAUGAUUAUCGGAGGCGGACAAAUGGGAGCGGGCCUCGCACAGGUUGCUGCAUCGACUGGCCACACGGUGACGCUAGUGGACACCUCUGCAGACAUACUGAAGAAGUCCGUCAAAGGGAUCGAAGGAAGCUUAAAAAGAGUGGUGAAGAAGAAGUUUGCGGAUAAACCAGAGGCAGGUGAGGAGUUCAUCCAGAAGGUUCUUCAGAACGUGUCCACCUCCACUGACUCUGGAUCAGCCGUGCAGAGCGCUGAUCUGGUGCUGGAGGCCAUCGUGGAGAACCUGAAGGUCAAGCAGGAGGUUUUCCGCAGCCUUGACCAGCUGGCGCCCUCACACACCAUCUUCGCCAGCAACACGUCGUCUCUGCCCAUCGCCGACAUCGCCGCCGCCACCGGCCGCCUGGACCGCUUCGGCGGACUCCACUUCUUCAACCCGGUUCCCAUGAUGAAGCUGGUGGAGGUGAUCGGAACCUCAGCCACCAGCCAAGACACCUUUGAUUCUCUCCUCAACUUCAGCAAAGCUCUCGGGAAAACCCCCGUGUCCUGCAAGGACACGCCGGGCUUCAUCGUCAACCGCCUGCUGGUCCCCUACAUGAUGGAGGCCAUCCGCCUGCAUGAGCGAGGUCAUGGAUCCAAAGAGGACAUCGACAUCGCCAUGAAGCUAGGUGCUGGUUACCCCAUGGGUCCCUUCGAACUCGCGGACUAUGUGGGAUUAGACACGCUCAAAUUCAUCAUGGACGGUUGGAGCGUCAUGGACUCCGGCAACCUGCUGUUCAGCCAGUCGGAGCUGCUGAACAAACUGGUGGCGGAAGGGAAGUACGGCAAGAAGACGGGCGAGGGCUUCUACAAGUACAAGUAGAGCGCGAGAGGGUUGGUCAUCGCCAGUGCCUUCUCCCAGUAGCGUCUAAUAAAUCUCACCGAGGAUCUCUGUGUGACUGUUUUUGAACUGUGCGCAUGUUGAGGAGCUCCGGCUGAGACUUGGAGUAGAGCCUCCACUCCUCCUCCUCCUCCACCCGGUGGAGCCGCUUCAAGUGUCUCACAGAGUUGCUGAUUUCUUCCUGGCUACACUGAAUAAAAAUGGUGUGAUUGCAUUCGCACUCUGGUUUGGGAACAUCCCAUAAGCCUACUGUCGGAUCUAAGGAGCUCCUCGAUAAUAUAAGUGCAACGGCAGUUUAAGGAAGGUUAUAUUGCUUCAGUGUUGAUUAAAAACAAUGUAGGGUCAGCGAACGCUACACGGACCUGAAGUAUGAGUGUUUGCUUCCACGUGAAUCGUGUGCUUAAAAAUAACAGGGUUGUGUGAGGUUUGGGGUAGUUGCACAAAGAUUUAAGAUAAGUAACAUCUGUAAAUGAAGAGGAGAAAAUGUUUUAUGCUGCAUCAUUAGCUGUAAAUUAUUUGUAAAAUAAUCAUAAUAAUAAAAGAUUGUUUAAACAGCAUUUUGAAAAUGAC